GUGCACGCUUCCAAGCAUGGCAAAUGGCAAAACCCACAGAAAAUAGCUACUAUUAUUAUUAUUAUUCUCGCACAGUAAUCACAUCUGCUCUUCUCUUUCUUUCUUUCUUUCUUUCUCUCUCUUCUUUUCCUUUUACUUUAUUUCUUUUGCUCUUUCCCAAGAUCCGUUUCCUCAUCUCAUUCCUUUCACUUUCAUACACCUCUUUCCCUUCUUCUCUUUCCCUCGCUUUCUUUCACGAUCGCCAAUUCUCAAAAAGCACACGUCCUCCUCCUCCUCCUCCUCUUCUCCUCGCAACCCCUUCUUUAUCCACUCUUUUCUGCGAUCGCUUUUUUGACGGGCCACGCUUGAUCAUCACCUUCACUCUCAUUACGAAAACAGGGGCUUGCCCUCGUUAUCAAUAGCAACAGCAACACUAAUCUGGACCCGUCUUUACCUCUUUUUCAUAUACACUCUCUUUCUCUCCUACUCCUUUAACUUCCUUUAGCAAUAUAUAAAGCAUGCAACCACCGUCUCAAAUCGACCUACCUAUCGCUACCGACUCCGUAACGAAUAAACCCUCUUCACAAAAAGCAUCGUUGUAUCACACAUGCCGCGCUGUCCUGAACGGCCUGGCCGCUGUUCCCGGCUUUGACUACUAUCUUAAGAUGGAACCUACCUCGACGACAACAGAGCAGCAAUAUUCACCCACUAUUGCGACGGCAACAACGUCAACCGUCGGCGAUCCAGCAGCCUCACCAACAACACCAGCACCAGUAGCUUCGAAUAAGAACGAUCCUUUAAGCAAACUAUGGUUUAUAUGCAGACAAGGAGCAAGCUUGUGCCUCCUCUUCAACACCCUAAAGCCCGAGGUGGCUAUCCAACUUCAACAAACCAAUGGCGAUCUCAUGAAGCCAAAAGCAUGUGUUUAUCACUUUAUUAUCGCUUGUCGGGACCAUCUUGGCUUGGACCAAGAGGGUCCCUUCACGGUGACCGACUUAUAUCAAGACGAUACCAAUGGCUUCGUCAAGGUCGUUAAUACAGUAAGAAAAAUCCUCGAGUUGCUCGAAGUCAACGGCAUUAUCUGUAUCCAAUACCAUCGUCGUCAUUCUAGUACGAGUACCCCAAAGGACACCCGUAGCAAGGUUGUGACCGAACUCUUGGAGACAGAACGUAAAUACGUGCAGGACCUUGAAUCACUUCAGUACUAUAUGCGAGAAGCGCAGGCACAAAAAGUGCUCCCACCAGACACGCUGCAUCAGCUCUUUGGCAACCUGAACGCCCUAGUCGAUUUCCAACGACGGUUUUUGAUCCAUGCUGAAGACAAUGCAGACCGACCACCACGCGAGCAACGAUUCGGCAGCCUGUUCGUCCAGCUGGAAGACGCCUUUUCGGUGUACGAACCAUUUUGCGCCAACUUCCAAACGGCACAGGCGCUGGUAGUUCAAGAGACUGUCAAGCUGCAGAAAUUAGCCGAUAUCAUGUCGCCUACUUACGAAUUACCAUCCAUGUUGAUAAAGCCCGUGCAGCGUGUAUGCAAGUACCCUUUGCUUUUACAGGAGCUCGUCAAAUCGACGCCGGAGGAUUGGACCUAUUAUGCCGAAAUGAAAAUGGGGCUGGAGGCCAUUCAACGCGUGACGAGCAAAGUCAAUGAAACGAAGCGACGGCAAGAGAACAUGGUGUUUGUCGAUGAUCUUAAACGACGCAUCCUCGACGAGUCCUGGAAAGGGGCAAUCCCCUCCUACGGAUUUUUGCUGUUGCACGAACGGUUCGUCAUCUAUCGUAACGAUGCCGAUUACGACGUGCUCAUGUACCUGUUUGAAAAGUCCUUGUUUAUCUGUACAGAGGAGAAGGACGUGCCCAAGAAAUCAAACACCAUUUCCGUCAAGAAGAAAAAGCCGACAAAAGAAGGCGGAUUGCAUGUCAAGGGCCGUAUCUUCAUAUCACAGAUUGCUCAGAUCACCGAUGUCAGCCAGUCAGGUUUAUGGUCACUGCGGAUCUUCUGGUCAGAACGAGAUCCAAAACCCUACAGCAUCCAGUCGUUCAACCUAAAGUCGUUUAUCUUGAAAUGUCGUAACGGCGAGCAGCUGAGGCAAUGGGAGGCUGCGUUAAACAAGCUUAUCCAAAACGAGAAACGCCUAUCCCGUGAAAGCCGCGCGGCUGCUGAAGCGUUGGUUUGGAAACAUCAGCAGACACCAUCGAUGCCAGUGACUCCUACGCAACCGCAACCGCAACAACAUCCCGUUCACCCGGUGUUGUCUGAUUCCUUCCCUGAGCAAUCUCCUGGCGAUGAUGACGAGGACGACGAAGAUGAAUACGACGAACUGUUGCAUUCGAGCGACGAAGAAGAUUCUGGCUUUUAUGGGAGGUUGCGCAGUAGCUCGCAAAGUGCUGAUUCUUAUCACUCGCACAGCAAGUCUCAAAGUUCCGUAUCACUUCCAUCCAGCUGCGUCAACGGCAUCAACACGAACAGCAACAACAGUCGCCAGCCUGUCAUGCCAGGGAUGACGCUGCCACCACUUCCACGUGAUUCGGGUGUUGAUACGAGCCCCGGAUACUCAUGCUCGCCUCCCAUUUCAUACCCAUCCUCACCACUCACAAACUCAUAUCCAUCAUCGCCAUCUGCAUCCACACGAGCAUCCACCACCAGCAGUUCCGGAUCAAGUCAAAUAUGGCAACAGCAACGUCGUCAAGGUGAUACUGCUGGUCUGUUGCCAGGAGAAAUGAACGGACGGACCAUCCUGAACGAAGGGGUCGUAGUAGGAGUUGAUGAUUAUCCGUUUUCGACGGAUAGUAAAGAAACACAGAGCAACAACAAUAACAGCAGCCGCAUGCGGUCGCAAAGCAGUCCAAACAUUCAUCAACAAACGCCACUGUUUGAAGACGCAAAAGAUGUACCCCUGCCGAUCAAUUCACGGACGUUAUAUUACCACCAGCAACAACGGAAACGGCUCAGUACGGGACAUCAAUAUGAAGACCAUCCUCCAUUGCCGGUUUCUCAGCAGCAACAACUGCUGGGUGCGAACGUCAAGGUCAAAUUGAAUUACAUGGAUGGGAUCUAUGUGGUAGUAGCACCAUUAGACAUUACCUACAACGAGCUGUUGGAGCGUAUCGACCGCAAGAUUCGUGUGUACUACCAUGACGUAAAUAGUACAUUGAUCGGCCUCAAGUACCAAGACGAAGAUGGCGAUCUCAUCACCAUCAGUUCGACGGAAGAUGUCCAAAUGGGGUUCGAAAGUCGUGGUGCAAGCAAUACAGUUAAUUUCUUUGUUAUCACCUCAUCUACUGCUACUACUAUUACUGCUACUACUACUACUACACCUUCUACUAUUGCUACAUCUACUGUUGCCUCUACUACCACAACAGGUUGUACCAGAUAAUGUUCUUAUUUCUCCAUGUGUCUGUUCUGUCUUUCAUUAUCAUCAUCUUUCAUCAUCAUCUUCUUCAUCUUCAUCUACACCACUCUAUACCACCGCAUUCUUUGCUUUUUCUUCACUAUCACCAAUACCGCAUCGAUUCUUCUCCGUUCGUAUUACCAUCAACCUCCCAUCCGUUCUUUUUCGUAUUUUCGCAUGUAACAUUCCAUACCUUUUCAUAUGUCACUCGACCCCGGCACUUUCCUUUAAAUUAUUAAAAAAUUACAAUACUUUUCGUUUAAAAUUCAUGCAAGAAAAGUUCGAAAGGAUUUACUCUUAUUCAAAAAUGAAUACAUUUAGUUCUGGCAACCGU
Zychaea mexicana is the source of this 3705-nucleotide messenger RNA. RefSeq lists its product as uncharacterized. The coding region runs from base 498 to 3356 and encodes 952 amino acids. The transcript is spliced from 4 exons. Lineage: Eukaryota; Fungi; Mucoromycota; Mucoromycetes; Mucorales; Lichtheimiaceae. Gene Ontology annotation, biological process: septin ring organization; intracellular signal transduction; establishment of cell polarity. The record is from RefSeq and is a predicted model, not a curated record. Gene Ontology annotation, molecular function: guanyl-nucleotide exchange factor activity; protein binding. Gene Ontology annotation, cellular component: nucleus; cytoplasm; mating projection tip.